UAAUUGUAGAGUAGGUAGUAUCUAUUUUUGAUUUAGUCAUUUCCUUCCUCCUUUUCCUCUAAAAAUGUAAACAUUCUCUAAGAAUAAAAUUUAUAUAUUAAUACAAUAGUAUGUAAUUAAUUGGCAACUGUUUAAUUAACUGUUUACAAAUCUCUACUGUGUUUGCCAAUAAUUUUACUGUGUACUGUGUAAUGAAUAUUGAAUUUUGCAAAAAAUGCACAAAAUAAUGCUGUUAGUCUCCUUGUUAUGUUCAUAAGCCUGUUGUCUGUAGAGCAUCACUCUGUUCAUUUGUCUAUUUGAGUUUCAUGCACACCAACUGGCAACUGGUAUGAAAAAAUAUAAUUAGCACAAGUUUGGCCAUAUUCAUUAACUUAACUGACUUAGUAACAAGUUGCCCUGAUGUUUAUGUGUUGAAAAGAGUGUUGUUAUGAAUCAUAGAGAAGGUGAUCAAUUGUGUAAAAAAUAAUGUGCCCAUCUUUAACAUAGGGAGAUGAAAGUGUAAUCCACUUCAACCUAGCAAUGAUGGCUGCACUGUUGUAGUACCGAUACGUAUUUGUAACUUUGAGCGCAACAUCGUGAGCCUGGUCCAAGAUGGCAUCCACUCCUACCACCAGUGGAUCGUCUACUUCUGAAAAAACUGCAUCUCCCGAAUGUAGUAAUGAGAUCUCUGAUGCUGAAAGCAAAGAGUUCUCAUCUAAUGACUUGGACAGAAGCACGUUGUUUGGUGUUGCUCUUCAUGAAGUUGGCCAGGUUGUUUUGAAGGCUAUUUUCAUGAUGCAGUAUCUUCACAAAGAUAACAAGUCGCUGUCUGAUGAGGAUAAACCAAUUACUCUUGCAGCGUGGCUAAAGAACUGUAAUAUUUCAAGUGCAAAACGAAAAUUAAUAUUUGGUGGCAGAUUCAAAAUGGGCAGUGGAGAUCCCACUAAAGGAAAGUUCGAUUUUGUCACAUAUCAUCGAUUCAUCACCGCAGUUAAUUUAGAAUUCUAUAGAGAAAAAUACUGUGCUGAAUGCACGGAAGAAUUUGAUAAAAUUCUUUCACUGAGAAACAAUGUGUGCCAUUAUGGACCUCUUCACAGUAAUGAGAAUGAUGCCGAUAAACUUUUGGUUCGAUUCAAGAAGUUACUGGAAUGUGCUUCCAAAGAUUUAGGAUAUGAAAGCAAAUAUAUUGAACCUGUGGAGAAGGAUAUCCAAGAAGUAAUGAAUUGUAUUAGAAGAAGCACUGACAUGCUGAAUGUCCGAAAGAAAAUCAUGAUUCAGCUCGCUGAUGAUCCAUGCUUGAGUUUUCUCAGAUGUAGCCAAUACGAGCUUAGCCAAAGAAAUGAUUUAAACAGAAAAUUUUCAGUUCCCUUCUAUUGGAUUCAUGAUGUAACUAAAGAUAAUAAAGGUGGCAUUUUAGAACCCAUCUCCAUGGAUGUAUACGCCAUUCCAUGCCUGAAACGUCAGUCAUCCAAUUUAUCUCCCAAAGAUAUCUUCCUGCCCAUCAAUUCUACGACCACUGAGCCCCCCCAAGUGAUGCUUGUCCACGGCAAUGGAGGCUGCGGCAAAACUACACUCAGCUAUCACAUUUUCUCAGAGUGGCACAACAAGAGCAGGAAAUCUACUCAAGAAUUGCUGUACUACGGACUAGAUUCUUUUGAUCUCGUCGUCUUGGUGGAGAUGCGGGCUACUCGAUAUGAUGCAGAUCAAGAAUGCAAGUCACUCAUGCAGUUUCUUGAUAAAAUUUUCCUGCCUAAUUCUGUAAAUUCUACUCACGCUGGCAAAAAAGUUUCCAAAAAUGUGCCAGAAUAUCUUCUUAGUCUGAAGACACUUUACAUCAUUGAUGGCUUUGAUGAAAAAAAUAGCGAAAAUGUAGAGCUUGUGCGAGACAUAGCUACAUUUAUGAAAUCAAGAUCAAACCAUGUUAUCUUGACCACACGUCCGGAGUUUUUGUGUGAUGCCCAAAAAAUUUUCCGCGACCACACUUCCCAAGCAAAUAUUUCUGAGAUUCAAAUGAUUGGCUUUGAUGAAGAAGGCCGUAAAGAUUUUUCUGAGCAGUUUUUUGCUUCCCCUGAUGUUAACAAUAACAAAUCUAAUCCGCACAAAAAAACUGCUAAAGAAUUUUGUGACUUUAUGAAUCAACGAACAGAAAUUUUGAAUGAGUAUUUGAAUUUUCCCUUGACUGUGGCUUUGCUAAUUCUCUUGUUUCUGAAGUGUGACGAGUCCAUUUUGAACGCAAUCUGUUCAGGUACUAAACUAUACUUGGAGCUCUUCAACAUGUUGACUAGUAAGCUGGUGAAAGCUCGAAAACAUUCAGCUACUCACAAUGCUCAGAUCAGAGAACGUGACGUUGCUGUUGUUCUCGAUGAACUUGCUCGUAUUGCCAAGAUCUCUCUUUUCUCUCCGUCUUUCAGGAUUGAAAUUAACAACCAAGAAAAUGUAGAUCUCAACCGGGCAUGUGAAAAAAGACAAAUAGUUCCGGUUGAGUUUUUCUCAGCUUUCUUGCUAUACUACAGUCCUGAGACAAGCGAAGAUGAUCACCCUCGCCGUCCUAUGGCCACGAAGGUUGAGACCUUCUCUUUCUUCCAUCGCACUGAAAUGGAAUUUUUAGCUGGAAAAUUCUUGGCAAAAAAAUUAGCGUCGGAGCCAUCAUCUUGUCAAGCUCCUGAAAAACUGUCAACAGUGGAAGAAUUGGUUGACGAAGUUCGUGAAACGUACCAUAAACUUCCAUACUCUGGUGUUCUACCGUUUCUGGUUGGCUGCUUGGCUGUUGAAAAAAGACUGGAUAAACUUUCUUCUGGCAUCGCCGAUCUUGUGAGAAUAAUGAACUUUUCAAGUGACGACUUCAACUUAUAUUCAAAGCUGGUCAUUGAAAGCCACACACACAAAGGCAGUGAACAAAACAAUUUUGUUGACAAUUGUAGGAGGCCUUUUUGUACUCAAAUUGCCGACUUAAUGCAUGAGACAGAAUGGCAUUUGAGUGCCGACACUGUGUUGGCUGGUUUGCGACUUCUGAAGCACUGCUUCAAUGUAAGUCUACAGGACUUGACCAUUGAUUUACAAAUGCACGUAAACCCCGACAAUGCCAACGACCACCUAAGCUCCUUACAUACCAGCCUGUCACAAGUGGGGUUGGCACUAAGACAGCGCAGGAGGAACAAAAUAAGUAUGUGUUUUCAUCUCCAGAAUCACUACGAAAAUGAUGGAGGUAAAUCUGAGAAAUACUUGGCCGCUCUUGAUGGAUGGGCGAACCUUGUUAAGUUUACUGGAGCCAUCAACAGGGAAGGUGUGAACCAUCUCUCUACUUUCAAGAAUUUGAAGUUUUUGAGUCUUAGAAUAUCAACGAGUGAAGACUUCAAUGGAUUCAUCAAGCACUGUUAUAUGCCGGCUCAACAGCUGAAGCAACUCCGGCUAGUGCUUGCUUUUCCUACUUCCACAAAGCCAUCGGAUCUGGAAAAGUUUGAGAGAAAUACUACCUCACCUUCCAAGGGGCAAAUGAAACGUCGUGCAUCCACACACACGGAAAUUCAUUUGCGUUUUGAUCGCAUCAAGCGUGCAUCCUUGCCUUGGGCUCUCAACGUCAUUGAACAUAUAUGGACUAAGAGUUUGGGUGGCUUUGACCGCAUCACGUUUCGAAGUCUGGACUUCGACCGCUCAAAGGAUCCGCAAAUCAUCCGUGACAGGUUGAAAAAUUUGGUCUUUGUCAAAGUAACAGUCCUAACCAAGGCACAGCGCCCUGGAGGCGGGACUCUUGAACUUCUCUCAGGAAGGACGGGUAACACUUUUGAGUUUGAGUGGGAUGACCGCUAGACGAGAGCUUGGUUAAAGCCGGCUGCAGAGUAGAAUGUCUUCUUCAUUCAAACAGAAAGCCAAAAAUUCUGCUAUGUACUGUACAGUGAGAGUGAGAUGUUUGCUUUGAUUCAUCUUUUUAUAAGUUAUUUAAUUUCUAAGUUGGAUAUUAAUUUGUGUAAAUAUCUGUUCUGCAUUCAAUUUCUUAAGAUGCGCGUGUUGAACAUGAGAUUUAUGUUACUUGUAUGGAUAAUUUGCAUUGUGCACCUACUACCGUGAAAAAAUGCAAUUUUUCCGCAAUUUUAGCCUUAACAAUUUUUUUAUUUUUCUUAAUUUUUUUCCGUAAAUUCAUUAAUAUAAAUUCACUUCCAGUGUUCUUUGGUAUUGCAAUGAUAUAAUAGAAGUAUAAUUUUUUAUCCUCUCUGAUGACUCUUUAGGGGUUUUUUAUUGGGGGUUUAAUUGUUGUGUAGGUUUAACUCUACUUCACUUCUUUGUCUCACUUAGUUUAUAUGUCCCAGUUUAUGUGUUCUUUUCUCAACGCUGCAUUUUGUUCACAAGUUUCAGUACGAUGCGGGUGUUUAAUGAUGAACUUUGAUGCAAGAAAUUGCUGACAAUCAAGGUUUUUCCCCAAUGAGGGUCAAUUUACUACCUUUCUCGGUACAAGAAAGCUUCUUAUUAUAUGUGAAAUUUCAUGGUUAGUUAAACAUUGUGUGAUUUACUACGCUACUCUUCACACUUCCACUAAUAGACAAAGUGAAUGGUAAGAAUGAAACCAAGCAGUGUCAGCCCCGAUGAAUAACGAGUUACGUACUUGUAAUUUGUCGCUAUCGUUUGGGGUUUUUACAGUAAUUGCUUCCACUUUUCUCCUAGAAUUUACCUUGUUGCAAGUUAUUACUUUCUUUAGCCAUAAUUCGGCUUUUGUGUCUUGUUAAUUAACUAUUAUUUAAUGAUAAGUCGUGCGCUGAUGGAUUGAAAAAUUGACACAACUGAAUAAUAUUUUUUCCUUUAGGAAUUCUUCCAAAUUCACAUUGUCGUAAAUUUUUAGUUCUUCACAUUUGUUGGCCGCCGUAGUCAUUAACUUUACAAUUGUAAACUUCUUCCCUUUCAUGUAAAGUAUCUCGCGAAUAACAAUAUUCGUCGCAAUGCAAUGCAAUGAGUAUUUAAUUUUUAUCAUACUUAUUCGUACUUCCCUGCGAUGAAGUUAGGAUAGUUCUUCAUGAAUUAACUCUGACAUGAAUUAACUCUGUGUGUGCUAUCACAAGUGUAUGACAUUCCACAGCUUCCAUCGGAUGAGACUUUCGUCGUACAUUAAAAUGCGUCUUCUUAUUCGUUACAAGAGGUUCUAUGUUAAUCUUCUCAAUGAGCGAACUCUUCGAUCCUGUUAUAAUUGUUCGCAGUAUUUUGACUUUUUAAAUGUACCUACCGGUGUUCUUUUAUGUUGUUUUGAAUCAUCGCGUUGGGUUGAAAACAAUUCCAUUUAUCUAAUACUAGUGUUGUUGAAUGACGAUUUUUUUGUGAAGAGUUGAGCCGGUGUGCAAUUUAUACAUUCAGAUAUUAAGCUAAACUCAAUCUCGUUUCUACUGCAGAGUGAUUUUAUUCUUAUACAUUUAUUAACGAA
Molecule: messenger RNA, 5383 nt
Organism: Hyalella azteca
Lineage: Eukaryota; Metazoa; Arthropoda; Malacostraca; Amphipoda; Hyalellidae
Exons: 3
Coding region: 592-3786 (1064 amino acids)
Source: RefSeq, a predicted model, not a curated record